UAUCCGGCUGGUCUGUAACAAUCGAUCAGCGAGAGGAAGAUGGUGGUGGACGGAGCGAAGCUGCGCUCGAUCGAUCACCGAAAAACUCGAUUGGGUCUGGCGUUGUGAACUGGACUUUUAUCACUUUUCCGUUCCGAGGGUUCGACCAAAGAGGAAGUCAGAAAUAACAGUAGGUUGAUACAGGUUUGGCUGCAAACAUUGAGAUCCAUUUUGUGCGAUGGAGUUUCCCUGGCACAGUGGGAAAGUUCUGGAGCAGCUGAACUGCCAGCGAAAGCAGGGGCUGCUAUGUGACUGCACGUUUGUGGUGGAUGGAGUUGACUUCAAGGCCCAUAAAGCAGUCCUGGCAGCUUGCAGCGCCUACUUCCGCACACUCUUUCUUGACCAGAAUGAUGUUGUGCAUCUGGACAUUAGUAACGCAGCAGGUUUGGGCCAAGUCCUGGAGUUCAUGUACACUGCCAAGCUGAAUUUGAGUUCAGAGAACAUUGAAGAUGUGGCCGCAGUAGCCAACUUCCUCCAAAUGCAGGAGAUUAUAAAUGCUUGUUCUGCAUACCAGUCAAUGGCACAUCCUGAGACCUCUGUGUUAAAUUUGGACUUCAGUCUUGAAAAGACGCCCACGCAAGAAAGCAAGGAGCCCCAACAAGACCAAGACAGUUCAAGAGAAAAUAUUGAGAUUGAAGGUCAGAGUGAUGCCUCAGAGCUUAACAUCAACAAAACAGAGGGUGACGAGGGGAAACCUUUAACUACCCCAAUGGAAAAGAAGCUACCUGUCACAAAGGAGGAGGAUGUUGCAGUACAGGAUGGAACUGAGUUUCAGGAAGACCCCUCUGAUCUUGACUACAUACCAGAAUCACCAGUUAAAGCAGCCAGCUCCUCCUCAUAUAUGAGCUCCCGUGGGAGAAGAAUCCGAAAGCCGCCUCAGCGAAACUUUCCACCUGACAACUCAUCUGAUGAUGAGAGAAAAUCAAAAACCAGUGAGAGGAAAGUGGCAGGGUCUGCUACAGAAGAGGAAAAUGGAGCAGAGGAAUCUGAGGAGGAGGAUGAGGAGGAUGAAGACGAGGUGGCAGCAGACGGGGACAGUGAAAUCAGCCAGCAAGAGGAAGAUUUGAGCUGCAUGCAGGAUGGAAAACAGACUCUACCUGGGUCUAACGGCAGAUCUGAGUCAAAACCAUACAGCUCCAUGACGCACAAAUGUGAGGAUUGUGGUAAAAAAUUUACCCACACCGGUAACUUCAAGAGACACAUGCGUAUUCACACUGGUGAGAAGCCCUUCACAUGUCGAGACUGCAAAAAGGCUUUCUCUGACCCAGCAGCUUGCAAAGCCCAUGAAAAAACCCACAGCCCUCUGAAGCCAUACUGCUGCUCGACGUGUGGGAAAAGCUAUCGGCAGAUCAGUCUGCUCAAUCUGCACCGCAAACGUCACACGGACGAGGCAAGGUUCAGCUGCGAAGUGUGCGGCAAGGUCUUCACAACUUCUGGGAACCUGAAGCGCCACCAGCUGGUUCACAGUGGGGAGAAACCACAUCAGUGCCACUACUGCGACAAGGCUUUCUCAGACCCCACUGCCAAGAUGAGACACCUGGAGACUCAUGACACUGAGAAGGCUAAUAAGUGCCCUCACUGUGAUAAAUACUUCAACCAGCUGGGGAAUCUAAGGGCUCACCUAAAGAUCCACAUUGCAGAUGGGCCUCUCAAGUGUCGGGAAUGUGGCAAACAGUUUACAACUUCAGGUAAUCUGAAGAGACAUUUACGGGUUCACAGUGGCGAAAAACCAUACGUCUGCGUACACUGCCGGAGAGCUUUCAGUGACCCCGGAGCGCUUCAGCGCCACGAACGCAUCCACACUGGAGAGAAACCCUGUGUCUGCCCGACGUGUGGCAAAGCUUUCACCCAGGCCAGUUCUCUCAUUGCGCACGUCCGACAACACACUGGAGAGAAGCCAUAUGUGUGUGAUCGCUGUGGCAAAAGGUUUGUUCAGUCCAGUCAGCUGGCCAAUCACAUCCGACAUCACGACAAUGUCCGUCCUCACAAGUGUCAAAUGUGCAACAAAGCGUUUGUCAAUGUGGGGGAUCUGUCCAAGCACAUCAUCAUUCACACAGGGGAGAAACCAUAUCUGUGUGACAAAUGCGGUCGAGGGUUCAAUAGGGUGGACAAUUUGCGCUCCCACGUCAAGACCGUUCACCAAGGCAAAGCUGGAAUGAAGCGACUUGUGAUCGCUGGGAGCGGUGCGGACGAUGAGCUGGACGUGUGUGCUGAGACAUCCACGUCUGAUAAUGAGAUUAACAUUGUUACCGUUACAACAGAGGACAUUGUUACCCUGGCAACUGAGGCGCUGGCUGCCACCAGUGUCGCGCAGCUCACUGUUGUUCCAGUUGACACUUCGGUGUCUGCAGAUGAUACAGAAGCUCUAAAGGCAGAAAUCGAUAAAGCAGUCGAGAAAGUGCAGGAAGCAGACCCAAACACACAAAUAUUGUAUGCUUGUGAUUCAUGUGGAGAGAAAUUUUUGGAUGCUACUUCCCUGGCCCAGCACGUGCGCAUCCACACAGCACAAGCUUUGGUCAUGUUCCAGGCCGAUUCUGACUUCUACCAGUACACCACAGCCUCCGCCGAAGAGGGGGAUUCUGGAACAACGGAGCAAGUCAUCCAGGAAGGUCAACUGAUCUCCUGUGGCCAAGAGGGCGACAGUGAAAUGGGAGAAGUGGAGGAAGAGGUGCAUUGCAAAACUGAGAAUGAGAUGCAAAUGGAGUCGAAGGCUGAAGCUGUUGAGAAGAAUGCUGUGCAAGAUGAAGAACAGGAUAUGAUUUGUGAGGUUCAAGUGUAGGGGAUAAUAACAUGUCUUGCAUAGUUUUAACUUUAACUUUUGGAAUAGAUGCUGAGAAUCUGCGGUAAUCUUGACACUUACAGAUUAAAAUCAGAUCAUAAGAUGGUUUGGACACUAAUCAUUUAUCCCCAUAUAAUUUGCUCUUUGUUUAAGUUUCUGAAAAUAGUUUAAUGACUGUUUCCUCUGUAAGUUGAUUGAAGUUGACUGAUUUGGUCAACAUUGGGUUAUUGUUUCGAAAUACCUUUUCAGUUGGUGUCAUGAGGAGUAUUUCCCCCUCGUUGUUCUGCACUUUCUAUUCAUUGUGAAAAGAAAAAAAUAGAUAAAUGUGUGACUUUGUAAUAUAGUCUAUAUUACACUUGUUCAUGGAGAAAAGUUUUGUGUCAUGCCUCGGACAGUUUAUGUAUAUACGUCCUUAUUAAAAAAGAUUUACUAUUGUCACCGCAGAUGUGCUGUACUCCAUGACGAAAAAAAGUAAAUA
Molecule: messenger RNA, 3296 nt
Organism: Synchiropus splendidus (mandarinfish)
Lineage: Eukaryota; Metazoa; Chordata; Actinopteri; Syngnathiformes; Callionymidae
Gene: zbtb17
Product: zinc finger and BTB domain containing 17
Exons: 15
Coding region: 218-2818 (866 amino acids)
Biological process (GO): regulation of immune system process; regulation of cytokine production; negative regulation of transcription by RNA polymerase II
Molecular function (GO): protein binding
Source: RefSeq, a predicted model, not a curated record